GACAUUAGUUCCCAGUCUUUUAUUGAAAAAUGUAACGCCUGGCACAUUCAUGGGGUCACGGGCGCCAUGAUGAUAAAACUGUGAUCUUUGAUCUUUUCUUCUUCGUACUACUGCUAAAAUUGUUCUUUGAUGAUAGCAUUUCUUCUAGCUGAACGGUGGCUGCGGACCACUCUUACCACUCGUUGACGCUUCGCGUCACGUGCAUUCACCGGUAGCGCAACGCUAGAACUUGGUCACGCAGCGUUGUCACGUGCUGAAACUACGCUGCCACGUGCAUUCCCCUGUAGCGCAACGCUAGAACUUGGUCACGCAGCAUUGUCACGUGCCGAAGCUACGCUGCCACGUGAUUGUCGCUGAUUGUUGGUCACACGAUCUCAGUGUCACGCGAGAGGAAUGACGAACUACUUGCGUUACCUACGUAAGCUUCCCGCUUUCAUCUACGGAACCCUGUGUAUUUCCGCCAUAUUAGUAUGGACCGCUAUAGCGAUCCUCACCCUCCCAUUCUACUUCCUGUUCCGCGUUUUCAAAUGGACGCAGGCGGCCGUGGUGUCGUACUAUAAACUGGGGCUGAUUUUGGCAAGCGAAGACGUGCCGUUCCUGCACGAGUCAGUGACGAAUCGAAACUUUAUCAAUGGAUUGUUCGUUAUCAAUGGUAAGCCUGACAUCGACAAGUUACGGGCGUUGGUGAUGGAGCGCGUGAUAUGCAACGCCGAGCCAAGCUACGCGCGGAUGAAAAAGCGCGUCGUGAAAAAGUACGGCCGCUACGUCUGGCAGGAUGAGGAUGAAUUCGACAUCAGCAGGCACGUGAAAUUCUACGAUGGACCUUUCCCUUGUAAUGAAGAAGAACUAAAGGCGAUACUCGGCGAGCUAUCUUCGGAGCCAAUGCCCGAAGACAUUUCACCCUGGAUGUUCCAGGUGAUGUCUUACAACACUAGCAAAGAGAAGUUUGCUAUCUGCAUCCGCAUUCACCACGCGCUAGGUGACGGGUUUGCUUUGGUGGGGCUGAUCGCGCGCCUGGUGGACCGGAAACCAGAGCUUCUCCGGGUACAAAAGCCUGUGCCCACCCCCUGUGAAAAGCAAAAGGGUCUGUGGAAGACACUGCUGACUGGGCCGCUUGCCCUGCUGAGCGUGGCGAUCGCCUCGUCAACUAACAAUCCACUGCUUGUCAAGAAGAUGUCGGGAGAAAAGUGCUUUGCGUGGACUAAACCACUGGACCUCGCACUUGUCAAGGCUAUCAAACUUCGUACAGGUACCACGGUGAACGACGUCCUCUCUGCCUGCCUUGCGGGCGCCCUAAGGAGAUACCUGAAAUCUGAAGGACUGGAUGAGCCCGGCGACAUGCAAAUAGCGGUCAGCAUCAACACGCGCUCCCCGCACAAGCUAUCACGUGAAAGCAUUCCUCUCGAAAACCACACCACGGGCAUCCUGUGGUCUCUCCCUGUGGGCACCGAUGACCCUGUGCAGCGGAUUUACGAGACAAAAACCCGGAUGGACGACAUGAAGACGUCAUCUGAUUGGAAGAUCUUCGGAUUCAUCUUCAACUAUGUGGUGGGUAACCUGCCCGAGUUCCUGGGACGGUUCUCCUCCUACUCGCUGAGUCGGCACUGUUGCUUGAUCCUGAGUAACGUUCCGGGGCCGCUCUCUUCCCUGGAGAUGAGCGGAAACGAGGUUGAGACGGUGAUCGCGUGGCCGCCACUCAUGAGCGACACCAGCAUGUCGGUGGCCGUGUUCAGCUACGCCGGCACACUGCGCAUGUCUGUCAUGACUGACAAGGCGGUGAUGAGUGAUCCGUCCAUCCUCACCGAACACUUCAUCGCCGAGUUCAACGAGAUGCACCACAGGGUCAUGGCGUCAUGCGGACGAUGACGUCACCAUAACUCAUGACGUCAUUAUCAAUAAGGCGGUGAUGAGCGACCCGUCCAUCCUCACAGAACACUUCAUCGCCGAGUCCGACGAGAUGCACCACAGGGUCUGGGCGACAUGCGGUAAUGACGUCAUCAUAUGACCGACAAGGUGACGUCAACGUUGAGGUCGUGCCUGAUCAUGACGUCAAUUGGUUUGGACGAUUGCGACAUUUGAUUCCAUUAUGAAGAAAUUAUGACGUCGUUAAUUUGUUAAGGAUCAUGGGAAGGCGCAAUAAGAUGGCCGCAAUGUAUCGAUUUAGAGGGUCAAUGGAAUGAACAUAUCAACAAAUCAAGUGGGUUUUUUUGGUUUUGGUGAAUGGCUGGCGCCGAUCGCGCAGUUCAUUUAACAAGAUACACACACCUAUUUAAAAACCUUAUAAGCGCCAAUGGCAUUCCUGCUAUCGGAAAAUACGUGGGACUCGUCAUAUUUCUACUGAAUGCAAAAAUAUGGAUACAUCAUGUACUUUGUCAUUAUUCGUACAAAUAAUCAUGCCCAUUUUCACUUUUUUUAUUUGUAUGUCACAAAAUGCAAUUUAUUUAUUUAUACCUCCCAAUCAUGGAAGCUAUCGUUCAAUCUACUGCUAACUGUUUAGUUGAAUGCUGUGUACUGUGACUGCCCCUAAAUCAAAUUCAAUGUUUGUAGUUGGCAUGUCAUAGAAGCGCAGAAAAUCUUUACAGCGCAUAUUAAUUUAUCAUUUAAGAUAUAACUAGAUUUAUUAUAUUCUUAUUGAUGAAAUUAAUAUAUAAUCAAUAUUGAUAAUUUAUUUUAUUUUUCACUUUAGUGGAUAUAUCGCUUUUCUAGAAAAAAAUAUUGCAAUGCACAGGGCUGGAGUUGGAGAGGGAGGGCUCUUUUAAAUCUAAUUCAAUGACGAUUCAGCUUUGAAUAAAACGCAUGGUAUUUUA
Messenger RNA from Nematostella vectensis (starlet sea anemone), 2807 nucleotides. Its product is annotated as putative diacyglycerol O-acyltransferase MT1809. Lineage: Eukaryota; Metazoa; Cnidaria; Anthozoa; Actiniaria; Edwardsiidae. Gene Ontology annotation, molecular function: long-chain-alcohol O-fatty-acyltransferase activity; diacylglycerol O-acyltransferase activity. The record is from RefSeq and is a predicted model, not a curated record. Gene Ontology annotation, cellular component: plasma membrane. Gene Ontology annotation, biological process: triglyceride biosynthetic process. The coding region runs from base 394 to 1866 and encodes 490 amino acids. The transcript is spliced from 3 exons.